Molecule: messenger RNA, 1842 nt
Organism: Lycium ferocissimum
Lineage: Eukaryota; Viridiplantae; Streptophyta; Magnoliopsida; Solanales; Solanaceae
Product: pollen receptor-like kinase 4
Exons: 3
Coding region: 208-1701 (497 amino acids)
Biological process (GO): protein phosphorylation
Molecular function (GO): protein kinase activity; ATP binding; protein binding
Source: RefSeq, a predicted model, not a curated record
UGUCUCUCCUUGCAUGCAACACAAAACAUUCUUCUUCUUCCACCUUUCUUUUGGCCUCAAAAUUACUCCAUAAAGGUAGCAUUCUUUCAUUUGUAGGAGCCCUUUGAGAGGGCGCGCACCUGCAAGUGCGCGCACCAGAAAAAAGUUAAAAAAAAGAAAAAGAAAAUUAAUUAAAGCCAACUCUCUCUCUUCGAUCUCUAUGCAAUCAUGGCACAAACUACACAAAAAACCUACAAAAAUAAAAACAAAAACAAAAACAAUAAGCAUGUCCUCCUCCUUUUGAUUAUGUCUACAUUAGCAUUUGUGACAAUACCAUCAGAGGGAAAAUUAUCAGAGACUGAUGUUCUACUCAAGUUUCGUCAAUCUUUGAAGUUCGAUGGUGAUCCGUUUUCAUCAUGGAAUACAAGUACACCACCUUGCAAAGAUGAGAACAACGUACCUAAUUGGAAGAAUAUUUUUUGCGAACAUGGAAAGGUUAUGGGUUUGAAUCUUGAAAAUCUUGGCCUAAGUGGUACUAUUGAUUUGGACAUACUUAAAGACUUGACAAAUUUGAGAAGCAUAAGUGUGGGAGAUAAUAAAUUUGACGGAUCUUUGCCAACUUUAAAUAAACUCCCUUUAUUAAAGAGUGCUUAUUUCUCAAAAAACAAGUUCUCUGGGCCAAUUGAUGGCAAGAUCUUUGAAGGGAUGAAUAAUUUAAAGAAACUUGACCUAUCAGAUAAUCAAUUUACAGGACAACUCCCUCCCAUAAUCGGUGAAUUGCCAAAACUCAAGGACUUGAAUAUUAGAAACAAUAAGUUUGAGGGUCCAAUUCCUCCUUCCUAUUCAAAACUAACUUUUCCUUCUUUUUAUGGCAAUGAUGGUCUUUGUGGCCCACCUUUAUCAAAAUCAUGCAGUGAGGAGGAACAAAAAAAACAAGAAUCAUCAUCAUCACCAUCAUCAUCAUCAUCUUCAUCAUCUAGUUGGAAGAUUGCCCUUAUUGUGGUUGUGGUAAUUGUUGUGAUAGGUAUUGUUGUGUUUAUACUCAUAAACCGUCGCAAGAAAAAUCCACAACAGGAAGUAGUAUUAGGAGGAUCAUCAAGUGGUUCACCAACCACUCAAGACCAAAAACUAAUCCCUUCAUCUCAUGAUCAUCUAAACAAAAUGGAACAAGGCCAAGUUGCGGCAUUAUCAUCUCCUGAUCGUUCUAGUGAUGUCAAGAGAGCUGAAGUUGCAGGACAAAAGCUUCUCUUCUUGAAAGAUGACAUUGAGAAAUUUGACUUGCCUGAUUUGUUGAAAGCCUCUGCUGAAGUUUUGGGAAGUGGGGUAUUUGGUUCAACUUACAAAGCUGCACUUAGUACUGGUCCUAUCAUGGUUGUUAAGAGGUUUAGACAUAUGAACAAAGUUGGCAAGGAAGAUUUCCAUGAACAUAUGAGAAGGCUUGGAAGAUUGAGUCAUAAGAACUUGCUUCCUGUUCUGGCUUUCUAUUAUAGAAAGGAAGAGAAACUUCUGGUCUUUGAGUAUGUCAACAAUGUCAGCCUUGCAGUUUAUCUUCAUGGUAAUAGCAAAUCACGUGGGAACCAAAGUCUAGAUUGGCCAACUCGUUUGAAAAUUGUCAAAGGAGUAAGCAAAGGAAUUUUGUACCUCUAUAAUGAGCUACCAAGCUUGACAAAGACCUCAUGGUCACCUCAAGUCUUCAAAUGUGCUUCUAACAGAAACCUUUGAACCAGUUCUCACAGACUAUGCUUUACUACCAGUGGUAAAUGUAGAACAUGCUCAUGAACACAUGAUCUCAUACAAAGCACCAGAGUUGAAACAAUCAGGGAAAAUCAACAGGAAAACUGAUGUUUGGACACUUGGUAUGUU